AUGACUGGCCCGACGAACGAAGACUAUGAUGACUUGAUUCUGUCAUGUCGGUAUGGGGAUAUUGAUGAUGUCCGCCUGUUUGUGGAUAAGUUUGGGGUUGAGGCUACUGCGAGUGCAAGGGAUGAGAAUGGAAAUACGGUGCUGCAUAUGGUUUCUGCCAAUGGCCACGAUGAUAUCCUGACCUACCUUCUCCCGCUUCUCCCCUCCGACGAACAAACACCUAUCGACCGUUCAAAAGCUAGCAGGUGCCCAGCCAUCACUGAUCGAUAUCAAAAACGGGGCCGGGAGAACACCGCUGGAGAGGCAGAGCUUGUGGAAUGGGAUGAAGGUGCACAAUGGAUGGUUGGUGCGAUGGAGAUCAACGAGGACGAUAUAAAAGAAGCCUCCACGACCACCAAUAUCAUGUCGAGGUAUAAACUUGUAUUCUUUACUCCUGUAGGGCAAACCCAACGUGUGCUUUCUGCGCUGUUUAAAUCUGUUCCAAAGGAGCUGGGCACGGUUGGCCAGAUCGGCCUGUACCAAGAAUGUGCAUUCGUUUCCCAAGGCACUGGCCAAUUCCGGCCCAUGGCGGGUGCGAAUCCAUCCAUAGGGGACAUAGGCCAAGCCGAAUUAGUCCAAGAAGAAAAAGCCGAAGUUGUAGUUUCCGGCGGACCAGACACGGUCAAGCAUGUCAUCCAGGAGCUACGCAAGGCAAGUCCCCAUUCCACACCCAACCCAACUCGCGAUACCGUCUAA
Rhizoctonia solani is the source of this 735-nucleotide messenger RNA. Its product is annotated as ankyrin repeats. The transcript is spliced from 5 exons. Lineage: Eukaryota; Fungi; Basidiomycota; Agaricomycetes; Cantharellales; Ceratobasidiaceae. The record is from RefSeq and is a predicted model, not a curated record. The coding region runs from base 1 to 735 and encodes 244 amino acids. Gene Ontology annotation, molecular function: protein binding.